Alternaria atra is the source of this 1053-nucleotide messenger RNA. RefSeq lists its product as uncharacterized. Bases 1 to 1053 code for a protein of 350 amino acids. Lineage: Eukaryota; Fungi; Ascomycota; Dothideomycetes; Pleosporales; Pleosporaceae. The transcript has a single exon. The record is from RefSeq and is a predicted model, not a curated record.
AUGCCAGAGCAAAGUUCGAAUCCACUACAACAUCCAGACUCUGUUCUACCGAACGAGAGUCCAUAUCAUUCGAGUAUUAUGGGUCGUGUGGACUACGAAUUGGUGUACCUGCCUACGGGCUAUAAGCUACUUUUUGUCGGUACACUGGCAAUUGUGAUAUUAGGAGUGGUAUGGACGCUCAUGGUUUGGGCGGUUAACAUGAGAAUGGGCAUGAGGAGUGAAAUGAAAGAGGGAAAACGAGUGAGGAACAUGAGAGCAAAGCGUAUGGGUGAAGAGAGGAGACCGAUUGACAAAGUGAGCAAGUACGCGCAUCGACAUGGCAACGAAAGCGAGGUAUGGGUCGACAAAGCGACGAACAUGGAUAUGGACAGUGAUGACGCUGUUACAUCAGCGGCCCAGAUUCCGUUUUCGUAUCUGGGAAACAACGCGCACGUUGGCGAGGACAUCGAGAUCAAGUACAGGCCACGAUGCAAGACGCAUCAGCCCAACCGUCCGCGAAGCCGACCACUCCACACCAAUGCUCAAAGUCGCACAUCCACGGCUCCAUCACCAGUGAACCCUUUCCUCGACCCGCCUCCCAACCGCCUCCUCCAACCCGAUACAGGCGCCGCACUAGUAAAGCGAACUUCCUUGGAAUGGCAGACCGGACGAGCAGCCUUCUUCUCUUCCCAGAAUAGGACUUCAACCCCGGUAUCGAGACCGGUAUCUCCGGUACCGAGCCAUGUCAACAACAAGAGCAACGAGCCGUUUGAGCUCAAUGUCUCCGAUAUGGAGGCUUUGGAGGCUGGCACUGUACCUCUUACCGGUCGCAAACACAUUAGUUCUUGUUCGAGUUCGUCGUCACCUGGAAGUGGGAGUGGUGGGGCCAGCGACGGUUUUGGUCUGAUUAGAAAGAGUAGGAGCUGGGUCGAUCAGGGUGUCGGGUUUGUAGACGGCGCCGUUGAUGCUUUUGCUGCGAAGUUGGGGAGAUGGACAGAUGAUGAUGGCGGGAAUGAGGCGUUGUUAUUGCCGGUUGCGAGACAGGGGAGGGGGGAGGGUGUUCGUGUUGGCUAG